Messenger RNA from Glossina fuscipes, 2029 nucleotides. It is a transcript of the gene Tmep, whose product is annotated as transmembrane protein 184B. NCBI's taxonomy places the organism in Eukaryota, Metazoa, Arthropoda, Insecta, Diptera, Glossinidae. The record is from RefSeq and is a predicted model, not a curated record. The coding region runs from base 569 to 2029 and encodes 486 amino acids. Gene Ontology annotation, biological process: transport. Gene Ontology annotation, molecular function: transporter activity. The transcript is spliced from 9 exons.
CAUACCAGAAAAGAAGGAAAGUUAAUGCAACAACGCAAGUGCGUUUCCCUUGCGUUAUUGUUUAAGGAAUUUUCAAUGAGAGACAGCUGUUUAUGCAUCACUAUUUAGCUAAUAAUGUAUGGCAUGUAUAAGUGUAGCUUCGAUGCAUGUAGAGUUUUUCAGUGGGUAUAUUUAUGUUGCCAUUUUUUUUGUCUUGUUUGUUUGUGCAUGCUUGAGAAAUACCAAAAUACGAAAUAAAAAAGUUGGUGUUCUCUCGAGUAGUGGGAAGUGAACGUUUAAGUGCUUUUUAUUUCUUCGAUGUAAAUGGUUUUUAAAGAUUUUGCUAAAUCUAAGAGAAAAUUAAAUUAUAACAAAAAAAACAGAACGUCUUGUGCUAUGCUAGAUAUUUGAUAAAGAAAAAGUUUCAGCGGUUGUUGAAUUGUACGCUGCCGAAAGAGUGAGCAAGAAAUUAUGAUUAAAAUAAAUUACGGUUUUGUUUUUUUUUACAAAUCGGCAAUUGACUUAUACGAAGUGUUUAUAUAUAGAUAUAUGCGCGUAUAUUGACUAAUUACGAUUGUGCGUGUAAAGUAUGACCACACCUAUCACCAUAGCCGCCGCAUUUAAUGAUACGAAUAGUAUAAGCACAACAACAGCAACUGCUUCUGUUGUUGCCAUCGCUUCAGCUACAGUCGCACUGGUGAAUGCUACACCACCCUCAAAGCCCAAUUACGUGGUACAAAUGUCACCUGCACAAAUGUCAUCUGCACCCAUAGAUCCGCUAAGUCAUGUGGGUGAUGGCAUUUUCCUACAAACAAAAACCGCACAAGGUUUAGCUGGUAUAUUUGUUUGGGCCGCUUUAUUCAUAACAUGCCAACAGAUUUAUCAACACUUGCGUUGGUAUACAAAUCCUCAAGAACAACGUUGGAUAGUGCGCAUACUAUUUAUUGUGCCCAUAUAUGCCACAUACUCGUGGAUAAGUUUAUUAUUUUUUAAUUCGGCUAAUGUUUAUGUUUACUUUUUUACGGUGCGAGAUUGUUAUGAAGCUUUUGUCAUUUACAAUUUUCUGUCUUUGUGCUACGAAUAUCUGGGAGGAGAGGGUAACAUAAUGUCUGAAAUACGUGGUAAACCUAUCAAAACCUCUUGCCUUUACGGUACUUGCUGUCUAAAGGGCAAAACGUACACAAUUGGAUUUUUACGUUUUUGUAAACAAGCCACUCUGCAAUUUUGUUUAGUUAAACCAUUAAUGGCUUUUAUUAUAAUAUUUUUGCAAGUAUUUGAUCUAUACCGCGAUGGCAAUUGGAGGACCGAUGAUGGUUACAUUUAUAUAACCGUUAUUUAUAAUAUAUCCGUUUCAUUGGCUUUAUAUGGUUUAUAUUUGUUUUAUUUUGCCACACGUGAUUUAUUGACACCUUUUGAGCCCGUAUUAAAAUUUUGUACCAUUAAAUCAGUUAUAUUCUUGUCGUUCUGGCAAGGUGUUGGUUUAGCUAUUUUGGAAAAGGCUAAAGUUAUUUCUCCAAUUGUUGAUAAUGCUGGCACUGUUACUCCGGCCGGUACUGUAUCGGCUGGCUAUCAGAAUUUCUUUAUAUGCAUUGAAAUGUUGUUUGCAGCAAUUGCUUUACGUUACGCUUUUCCAUACCAAGUUUAUGCUCGCACUUGUAUUGGCGAUGGUCAUGGCCGUUCCGUAACUAUGCAGUCAAUUUCAAGCAGUUUAAAAGAAACCAUGAACCCCAAGGAUAUAAUGACAGAUGCUAUACAUAAUUUCCAUCCGCAAUACCAACAAUAUACACAAUACAGUUCCGGUGGUAAAAAUUCACGUGGAAUACGUGUCUCUUCGUAUGAUCCGGACGAUCCAAAUUACAAUAGUCAAAGCAGUGGUGGUGCUAAUGUCAGCUUAACUAACAGCUAUAAUUCAUCGGCAUUGGCCUGUAUGGCAUCAAAGACAUUGGGUAAUCAACGGAAAUUUAUGCCGGGCGGCCAACGUGUAGCAACGAUAAGUCAAAAUUAUAAUGAAAAAACUAUGCUUUUAAGUAGCGAUGAUGAAUACCAAUAA